This is a messenger RNA of Ostreobium quekettii, 3729 nucleotides long. The record is from the annotation of a GenBank genome assembly. NCBI's taxonomy places the organism in Eukaryota, Viridiplantae, Chlorophyta, Ulvophyceae, Bryopsidales, Ostreobiaceae.
AUGGGCGGUCUGGUCGUGGCCAUGAUACGUUCUGAUGGGUCAUGUAUUGCAGGUAUAGCACAGGUGACGUGCACAUUUUUAUUGGAUGCCAGAGAAUUCUUCAUUUUCUCUUUCUGUUUUCCCUUCGUCUAUCUUGUUGCCUUCCUCCUCUUUUUGCUAUCGUUUCCCUUCGAUUCCCUUCCACUUUCUGCUCCCUCGCAGCUGGACUUCCAGCUGAUGUGCCACUUUUUCUGGUUCAGCUAUGCCCGCCGCUGGCGCACAGCAUCUGUUCUGGGGUCUGCACAAAACGCUGCUCCCAAUACAGCCGCGGCAUUCGUUGGUGCGCAAGGUGCUGCGCGUCGAUCCACCACCACAAGCCCUUCCAGCACCCCAUCCAUGCCUGGGCAGCAGCAAGCAAACUCGGGACACAAUGAUGCAAGUCAGCAUCUUGAGAAUCGGAGAAUGCACCAUCAUCUGAGUCAAGGACGGGCAGUUUCUGGCAGUGCACCAGGCAAAGCAAGGAGGGGGAUGAAUUCGACACCAGCAGAUACACACCUAUCAGUGCGUCAGGGGAUGGCAGCUGGUGGGCCAGCAGAUGGUGCUUCUGAUGGCUGGAAUCGGGUUGCAGGCAGUAAAGCCAGAAUGCAGAAUCAACACCUUGUGGAUCCACAACUUGAAGCAGCCGAUGAUGGCCCUGCUGGCACAGAGGCAAUGGGAUUGGAUGAUUUGAGGACGUGUGGUGUGGGAGGGGUGAAAAGCGCUGCUGUGCAGUCGUCUGCGGCGCCUGCAAGAUUGCUGCAGGAUAUGCAGGACGAGGUGGAGAGUUUGCAGCAACGCAUGCAGGAUUUCUGCAACAAACAUCGCAUCGACGAGAGAAUCCAAUGUGACCUUGGACAGCUGUUUGGAACGUCUCUGUGUGCCGUAUUGGACAGUGCCAGGGGCCUGCACGACUUGCAUGAGGAACAGUCAAUGGUGCUGCAACGAAUAGUUGCAUUUGUGUCAUCCUUGCCAUCGCAUGGACUGGCAGAAGACAACUUUCCAGAUUUUGUCAAGGGCCUCAUCGCUCGGAACCAAGGCCAACCUGCAACAUCUGACCAUGCCAGUCCUGCUGCCUCAGCCAAGCCAGCGCCAGGGAAAGGCCAGUCUGAUGCCAGUCCCAGCACACCAAUCCAGGGCGAUGUCUCUAUCUCAGGCACAGUCAGGCACCAUGUUGAAGCAACGGUAAAGAAAGAACCUCCGGCGCUUUGCAGUCAAGCAGAAGGCAACGAGGAGCACAUGGAUGGUGCUCAAGGGACCUCGGCGAGUCAGAUGCCACCUGACCUAACACCAAAGACUGGAUCUCGGCCAAGCCAGAAGCUCCCUGGCCCAAGUGCGCAAACUGAACCCCAGAUGGAUGCAUCCCUGGGCGCCAGCAGCAGGGCGCAACUGAUGCAGGGGGUGGCCUCAAACCUGGGUAGAGGCGACUCAGCCAGUGUCCCAAGAAGCCAACCACAGCCUCGAGAUGUGGCCUCAGGGCCAGGCCAGCCAGCUGUCAACGGGAACAGCCCAGCAGCUCUUGAUUCUGCCACAAGGUUGCCAGCGGCAACAACCAUGGCACAGAACUUGCAAAGAAGUGGAUUGGCUGCAUCGGCAGGCACAGUGCCAGGCCCUCAGGCUCCCAGGCUGGGCAUUAUGAGCCCACAGCCUGGGAUGGCGGCCCCUAAGCUGGCUGAAGCUGCUGCUCAAGGUGUCAGUGCUGCAGGGGUUCAGAAGGCAGGGACUGUGGUGCGGGCACCUGCGGAUGGGAUGAGGACGAAGGCACCGAUGGGCAAGGAAACGGAGCCAGAGAGGCAGCAGAUGGGAACCAGCACUCAGGCAACUGCAGCCAGGACAGAGAGUUCAGUGUUGGUGGAGGCUGCCACACGCAGGGAUCAGAUUUCAUUGCCCUCACAGUCGAACGGGAGCAUGGCACAGCAGCCUCAGGCCUCGCAAUCGAGGGGAGGCUUGGCACCGAUGGCCACACAGCCAAUUGGGGCAAGUUCGCAAAUGCUCCCAGCCUCACAGCAGACGGUGGGCCAGCUUCAGAGUGUCAUGACAUCGCAGCCAGCUGGGCUACCUGAGGUCAUGGUUGCUGGUCGAAAGGCGCCGUCAGCAAGAGCCGCUGCAAGCGGGGUCGGUGGGACCGUGCCUCAGCAGACUGUUGAUGACUCUAGGCAGGUAAUCAGGUCACCAAAUUCAAUUUCCUCAGGUGUGCCUCAGAACCAUCUGACAGGCCAUUCCCACAAGCCCAUAGCCACUGCAAGUGUACCACAACGGGAUUGUGGCAGUCAGGCUGAACCAAAAGGGGCCAUGCCUCCUUUGGCUGUUCGACAACUCCAACCCAGGUUGCCUGGGCAGGAGCCGGUGAAUGUGCCCCUUGCGGCGAUGCCUGCCACGGCAGGCACCUCUUCAUUGCCUCCCCAUCCUGGAGCAAGUUCAGUGCCACAGGCUCCCCAGCAAGCACCAAGCGAUCCUGCAUCGACUGCCAGAGUUCCCAGCUUGCCCCCUCCCAACCAUGUUGUUGCCAGCUCUGUUGGCCCCAUGCAGUUUGUCCCAACUUUGCAGCAACAGAACCUGGGGGCUGGUAAUGUGGUGCAGCCGCCAUCGACCAUUGCCAGAUCCAGCCCACAGCCCACAGCCCGACAGCCAGCACCGGUCGCAGCAGUCCCAGGGAAGAAGGGCGCAGGAGGGGCUGGAAGGCCCCGGAAGGCUGCUGACACAGAAGCCAACCUGCAGCAGAUUGGCCGCAACCUGAUUGCCCAGUUUCUGAAGACCUCACUGCCGGUCAGCAGUGAUCAGGGGCCAACACAGAGGGCGGCAUCGGCAUCUGUUCCAGGGACCAUCCCUGCAUCGAGUUUGGCACAGCCCAUUGCGAAUGCCGCUCCGGGGCACCCAGCCAAGGAGUUGCAACCCUCUGCGGGUCCCAGCUCUGGCGAUGGCCCUUCUGCUCAAACCAGUGCUGCUGCUGUAGCUGCUCCUGUCAGUAGUGCAAAGCCUCAGCCAGCAGCUAACCAGCAAAGCACAGAUGUCCCCAAUGUGCACACAGAGGAUGGGGGAGCAUCGACAGUCCUGAAGAAUGUCCCACAGAGUCAGCCACUCCAUGGCACAAGCGAGGUGAGGACCGUCCAGCCAGGCGGAGACGACGUCAUGCAAGCGGCCGAUGCUUUGGCCACAGGCAUGGAGCAGGCACAUGCAUCAAGUGGCCAAAAGCGCACGCGUGCAGAGUCUUUUGAUGAUGGGAGCUCUCUGCAGGCUGGACACAGCGGCGUCGGCGCCCAGCAGCCAUCUGCUGACCGUGGCAGCUUGGAAGAGUCUCCACACCCUGGGCCCAAGAGGCAAAAGGGGGCAGAUGCGCCAGAGCCGGCAGGCUCAAACGCCGUCAAGGGCGGUGGUCAAGACUCUGUUGUGUCAGAGGCCGCUCCCAGAGCGGCCACCAGCACUGGGGAGCUCGGUCCUCCUUCAACUGAGUUGGGCCAGAGCAGUGAGACUAUUGCGUCGGGACCAGAACCUGGCAACAGUGGCAGUGUGGAUGGGAGGUAUGCUGUCACGGUGGGCCUUGUGGUAGAAAACCAAAGGGGCACAGCUGGUGGCUGUAUGUUGAGUCAGAAUGGGGAGGCAGGCGUGGGGGAGCGGGGUCCUGGAACGAAUGACGGGCAGGUUUGCAUAAGAGGGAAUGGGCGGAACAGCAGUCACCUGGAAACGUUGGUUGCCAGCAAUGAGUCAGGGGACUAG